Molecule: messenger RNA, 5063 nt
Organism: Lytechinus variegatus (green sea urchin)
Lineage: Eukaryota; Metazoa; Echinodermata; Echinoidea; Temnopleuroida; Toxopneustidae
Gene: fdft1
Product: squalene synthase-like
Exons: 9
Coding region: 129-1361 (410 amino acids)
Biological process (GO): cholesterol biosynthetic process; farnesyl diphosphate metabolic process
Cellular component (GO): endoplasmic reticulum membrane
Molecular function (GO): squalene synthase [NAD(P)H] activity
Source: RefSeq, a predicted model, not a curated record
CAACCAAUCAAAAUUCAGAGUCGGUGAUGGUAGUAGUGUGAUGUCUGCUAGGAUAGGUGAUCUGCCGGGAUACGAGGCAAGGGGUAUGAAACCAACAAUUUAAAGGUUGGGAUCUGAUAUUCUCAAUCAUGGAGUUUUUGAAGUCGAUAGGUCACCCAGACGAGGUCAUGGCUCUCCUCAAGUUUAAGCUGGGAGGAGGUCAGCACAUCAUUCCAAAACAAAAACUGGAUGAGAUGUCAACAACUGCUAAGAAAUGUUACAUGUAUCUGAAUCAGACAAGUAGGAGCUUUGCUGCAGUCAUUCAGGCAUUGGAAGGAGAUCUCAGACAUGCAGUAUGUAUAUUCUACUUAGUUCUGAGGGCAUUGGAUACUGUUGAAGAUGACAUGACUAUUCCCUUGAAAGAUAAAGUCCAAAUGCUGCAGGAUUUCUACAAAAAUCUGGAGGAUCCUGAUUGGAAGUAUAUGGAAAGCAAAGACAAGGACAGAAUCGUGCUUGAAGAUUUUCCAGCAAUUUCAAUGGAAUACAGGGGUUUGGAUGAGCAUUACAGGGAAGUGAUCUCGGAUAUCUGCCAUAAAAUGGGAGAUGGAAUGAGUAAGGUCUUACAAACAGAAGUUGUCACAUUACAGGAUUGGAAUAUGUAUUGUCAUUAUGUAGCUGGACUGGUUGGAAUAGGGCUAUCAAGACUCUUCAGUGCAUCUCAGUUGGAAGACCCUAUCGUUGGCAAAGAUACACAUCUAUCAAACUCCAUGGGACUGUUCUUACAGAAAACUAAUAUCAUUCGUGACUACCUUGAGGAUAACAUUGAUAAGAGGGAAUUCUGGCCAAGAGAUGUAUGGAGCAAAUAUGGGAAAAAACUGAGUGACUUCCAAGACAAGGAAAAUAUAGAUUCAGCAGUGCGAUGCCUGAAUGAACUUAUCACUAACGCCCUUGAACAUGUUCCUGAUGUCAUCAAAUACAUGUCACGCAUCAAAAACCAAUCUGUCUUCAACUUUUGUGCAAUUCCUCAGGUGAUGGCCAUAGCUACACUUGCUAAGUGUUAUAACAACCGUAAAGUAUUCUCUGGAGUGGUCAAGAUUCGCAAGGGUCAAGCGGUCAGCCUCAUGAUGGAGGCUACAUGCUUUCAAAGUUUGAGAAGGAUUCUAUAUAAAUAUGCUCAGGAGGUUGGUAAAGCCAUUCCACCUGGUGAUCCAUCAGCUUUGAAGACACAGAAGAUUGUCAGCGCUAUUACCUCACUUGGAGAGGAUACCAUCACAGGGUAUAAUCUCUUCCCACCUCUCUAUGUCUCAGUGGCUAUCAUGCUUGCCCUUAUCAUAUAUAACUACUGGAGUACAUUAAUUCUACUUGCCGAUGAGUUAAUCUGAGUAAUGGACUCAUGUUCAACUAAGGAGAGUUUGAGACCAACAUUGCAUUGGUAAAAGCCAUGGAUGGAACAACUUGAAAUCAGAAGACUUCAUUUCAGAGAAGAGAAGUCAUGAAUCCUUAAAGCUAACUAGGAGUUUGUCUAACAAACUGUAUGUGUCUGUUUCAGAUGAGGUGCAACAGCAGUUAUUAAAUGAUUACCUGUCAAUAUUGCAUUAAUAGGCUUAUUGGUGAAUGAACAAUAUGGGUUACAAUUGCAGUCCUAUAAGAAACAAAAGAGAGAGAAAAAAAUAAGAACAUGAUGAUUUAUCAAAGUUAUCCUAUUCUAACCUGAUAAAAUUAUCAGCAUGUUUAUAUCCAAAGUCAUCCACAUCACGUUGUGUUAGAUCAAGGUGAACUACACACACACAUGGGGACCUGGUAGGAUUUUUCUGUUUGAAUGAGUGAAAUUUCGAAGUUUGACAAAGGUAUUACCUGCUGAAGCUAUGUUAAUCAUGCUGCAUUAAUUUAGGCACUUCUGAUAUAAGUAAGUUACAAGUGCUGUAUGAGGAAGUGUUUCAUGAAGAUGCAUAGCUACUCAUUGGGAUACACAUUAUUUGUAUUGAGUUUUCUUUUGUCAAGUGCACUUGUUUAGUUUUGGCAAACACCAUUGGACUGGACAUACUUUACAUGUAGGUGCCUGUUAUAUGAAGUGAGUUCUCUGGAGAUCACUAGAUGAAAAUAUAAUCAAUGAGGCCAUUUGAUAUUCAUGCCUCUCUUCAUUAUUGUACACUUAUCUUGAGGUGCAGAUUACCGGUAAUAAUGGGGCAAAAGACUUCUGCAAUCUAUUAAUGCUACAUGUACAUCGCUUGGAGUAUGAUUAAUGAAGGGCAAUUGAAGACUAGUAUGAUUUUGAUAUCCUAUGCUUUAAGGUAUUUCUUUGGGCAUGUUUUUGCUUCCACUUUUCAGGCCAGAAACAGCGUUUUCAUACAUGAUUAGUCCAAAACAUGGUUGCGUCCAUACUUACAAUUAAACGACGUUUCAGUACACCAAUUGUAAACUGACAAAAAGCUGCGUUUCUAAACGUUGUUUGACCAGAAUCCGGGUUUCUGGGAAGUAUAAACAGAACGACCAUCAUAAACUUGUUUAAAUGUCGUCAUUUCAUACAAGCUUCCGCUGAGAAGAAAAUGGUUCUAACAGGGACUUACCUCCACAGAAUUACCUCUCAUUUCCCUGGGCUGGUUCCAAUAAUGGCCAAUGUACAUUUGCAUGUGUGAUUUAAGUAAUAUCACUAUUACUACUCUAAUUUGUCAUCACGAUGGAUGUUGAGGAAUUUACAAAACCCAGGAUUAUGAGUUUUGAGGAGACAUCUCUGAGCCCAAGCCUGAUUAGUUGCAUAAACAAAUAUUAUUUUCUUAUGUAUAACUUUACUUUGAUAUUAUGUAUUUUGUCUUACUAUUAUCCUCACCAUGGUGGAAAUGUGGCGAUGUCAAGUAGCUUCAUGCAAUUACUAAAACAUCAGAAUUUGUUCGAAGUUUGAAUAAUAGUCGACCAUCACAACAGUAAAAAAAAAUCGAAAAAGGGUGUGCCCAGAUCUUUAUUUCGCCUCUGAAAAAUUAAGCAUAAACGGCACUUCCAGAAGCAUGUUUGCAAUCGGUGUUCUGAAAUGAAGUUUGAAAAUACGGAUUCUGUCUACGCAAUGGAAGCAUAAACACACCCUUUGUCAAGUCAGCCAGUAUCACCAAGGCAUUAACAAAUCUGUACAUUUUCAUACUUUAUCAGUGAUUCUUCAUGCAUAUUUCAUCCUAUAUCAUUCAGUUCUAUAUUUUCUAGAUAAACAGGAUUUGUUUUAUGCCAGACACUUUUUGUUUGAUUUUUAUAUGCCUGUAUAGCUAGCCUAACGGCCCAUAAAAUAUAAAAUGUUUAUAUGAUCAGAUCAUGGGAUGUGUAUAUAUGUAUAAAGACAAUCAUUGAAUAUAAAAAGAGAGCAAGUAAGAGCUAGAGAGAGAGAAGAGAGAGAGGACACAUAGUCUAAGGAGGGGAAGAUUUAUUCAUUAUUUUUUUUUUUUGGGGGGGGGAGGCAGGGUGAAAAGAGGACAAAGAAAAGACUUAUAAAAAUUGUUCACAAUAAACUUGUACAAGUUUUAGAUGACCUAUAUAUUAUUUUUCAUAUUGAAUUCAGCAUUCCGAUACGAAAUGAAAAGGAAAUAGGUUGUUUUACUGCAACAAGAACGCUCUGAAUCUGAUUUCUUUUGCAGAAAUGUGAAGCACACUCUAUAUUGAUAUAGAAAAGGCAUAUGAAAAUUGUAUUUUCUGCUUUAUGUAUGCACAAAUUUUCAUGAGGGCAUGUCAAUGUAUGAGGUAAUAUAUUUUAGAGAAUAUCUAAAAGGAUUUUACGUUAUAUCAUUUACUGUAUAUUUACACUUGGUGAAGAAACUGAAAAUUUGUGAAGGUGCCAAUUUUAAGUUUGUCAUCUAAUAUUGCUGUAAUCUGAAGCUUUGUUUUAAGGGAGACAUUUUCAUUUAUAUACAUUUAUGAAAAUUAAGUAAAUUGGAUUUAGCACGUUCAUUGCAUAUUCACAAUGAAAAGCAAGGACAAACAGAAACCUUAAUUUUUUAUUUACACAUUGAGUUAUACCUUGGUCACAUUUGUUCUACGGCGGCCGAACGGUGAUUCAAAAACAGCUGUUUUGAUCAUUUUUAUUCACACUACCUUUAUAUAGCUGGUACAAAAUAUUAAAACGACUGUUUUCGACUUGCCAUACAGCCACCGUAAAACAAAUGUGACCAAAGUAUUAGAGUACUCUGUGAAAGUCACUUUGUUUACAGGGGAAAAAAAAUGAAAACUGCCAAACAUGCAAGUAGAUCUCUAAUAACUAAUUAAUGUCCUUAUUCUGGUCAGGUAUUCAUGAUCAUUACAAUAUUUUCAUGUUUAUUGACCUUGGGCAAGCUAAUGCCAAUGAUUAACUGAUGAAGUGAUACUAUAAUCACAAAAUCUGAGAUUGUGCUAUCUGGAAAUGUAUCUAAUGUAAGCUGAUCAAGCAUUUGACGUGAUUUUGAUGUGAUGCAUUGUCUGUACAAUGUAUUUUUUGUAUAAAGAUAUGAUAUGUGGACAGAAAUUAAUAUUACAAGACCUUAAGUAUUAUUGUCCCAGAUGAUCUCUACAUUUUGUCUGUGAAAUGUCUUUAUGUAGACAAUUCUAAUAUUUGUGGUGGUCCGUCAGCAUAAUACAGUUACCAAGUGUAUAAUGAAGCAUGUACACUAACUUUAUCAAUGCCAUAAACAAAUAUUUUCUGUAUUCAUCACGAUUGAUAUAUCGUACAUGCUACACUGGCUUCAACUACAGAUUCUUUGCCAUACUUUUUGAUAAAGUAUUGUUUUAUUAGUUCUCAUUUAUCAAUCCUACUUUGGUUUUAGGACUGAGCACCAAUUUUGGAAUGGCUCUUUUUUGGGGAAUCAAAUUAAAGGGUAAAUAAGUGUAAUCUCUGAAAUAAGCUGACUAGAAGGUCGCUGAAACAUCUUUUUAUGUAGUUUAAAGGAGGGAUCACUAUGCUUCAUGCUGCAGUUGAGUUUUGUAGGCAGCUGAAUAGAAAGUUGAAUGUGUAUGGGUGGAAUAACAAUGAGUCAACAAUUGCAAUGUGACUGAUGUAUUUGACAUCAGUAUGAACAUUGUUUUGAAAAGGAAGCUUUUUUACCAUCUUUUCAAACAUGAAAUAUAUAUAUUCA